Messenger RNA from Cuscuta europaea, 685 nucleotides. The record is from the annotation of a GenBank genome assembly. Lineage: Eukaryota; Viridiplantae; Streptophyta; Magnoliopsida; Solanales; Convolvulaceae.
AUGGAGUUACACCUUUUACAAUCCUGUAGAAUUUCUUUAAAGAUGCAUCCUAAAUUGCCAGGAUGCAACUUGGAUUCCAUAACCGUUUGUUGUUUGUGUAUUUUUAGGGAACCAGGAUUCAUGCUCAUAUAAAAAAGAAUGUAAUGUACAAAUUUGAACCUCUCUUCAAAGAGGGUGGUAUUUAUGCAAUCAAGGAUUUUAUGGUCCAAGAUAACAAAAUGUCAUUCCGUACAACAGAAAAUGUUUUCAAGUGGGAAUUCAUAAAAAAAACAAAUGCCUUUGAGUGGCCUUUCAAUGAUUUUCCAGCAACACCAUAUGAACUGAUAUCAUUUCCAGCUUUACAAGAGCAGCAGGAUAUAGACGAGAGUCAAGCAUUUGAUGUCAUAGGGAAAGUGGAAUAUCCUAAACCAGAGAAGGUAGUUAAACGAAAGAAUGGUUAUUCAAGGUUAAAGGAGUUGGUUGUAACUGAUGCUGAGGGGCAUACCAUUGUGUUUUCACUUUGGGGUGACAAAAUGAUAGAUGAAUACAACUCUUUCCCUCAUCAAAAAUAUGAUUCUACUAUAAUUUUGCUACAGCUUUGUCGUGCUCACAAAUAUCAAGGAAUGGUGUACGCAUCUAAUGUACAUGAUGCCACUAAGAUGAUUAUAAAUGGUGAUGAUGAGGAAUUCAGAGAUUUGAGAUCAAG